Pelobates cultripes (western spadefoot toad) is the source of this 15016-nucleotide messenger RNA. Lineage: Eukaryota; Metazoa; Chordata; Amphibia; Anura; Pelobatidae. The record is from the annotation of a GenBank genome assembly.
CUUACAUUCUGGACUAACAUCCUGUGGACACAAUGAGUACUCUACUUGUUGCUUGUUUUUUGUCAACUCUUUUGGCUCCAGGUAAGUUAAGGGCUUUUAAGAAAGAAUUUGGGGUUAGUGGGCAUCUAAAUGUUAUAGUUUAAAUUAGUGGCGUGGAUCAGUUUUAUCUUGAAUGUAACAAGGUAUCAUAAUUCCGAUAUACAGUGGUUUGCAAGAUGAAGUACAGAAGACUUUUUUUGAAGGGGACAUUUCUUACUGUAUCAUCUUGGCAACCCAUUCUUCAAUUGUAAAAUAACCUUUUUUAGUUGUAAUAUAUAAGUUAUAUAGAUUCUACAUCAGCCUAUUGCACAGGAGAUGUCCACAAUUUGACAGACACCAGAGUUCUGCCAAUUAUUCACUAUGUCGGUAUCUUGGAUGCACACAUUAUAAAAACUAUGUCGAGCCAGUAGACAUCUGCAAGUCAUUUAGUUCCAAAUCCUAUUGCAUCUGAAUUCGGCAAUUUGAAAGCGGACACAUUUCUGCAUUCUUUAUAAAAUGUAACAAACUGAAAGCAAGCAAAAUUGGAAGGAAAAGAAACAAAUAAUUUGAGAUCCGUUUGAUUUUAUAAGGAUAGUAAAUUAGGAACUUACGUAUUAAGCAACUCAAACAGCUACAUUCAGAAAAAGUGAUUUUCCUAAUUUUGGUCUUUAUGGGAAUGCCAUAAGUAAGGGUACCAAAUUAUAGAGCUAUCUACUAAACACAACAGCUCCCUAUUUUGGUACCCUUAUAUGUAAUUGACAAAAUUAGGGAGUUGUUUAGUAGAUAGCUCCCUCACUCGUUAACCUUAACGCCAUAAAUAAGGAUACAAAAUUAGGGAGCUAUCUCAUAAACACAACUGUUUACUAAUUUGGCACUCUCACUUGUGAUCGACAAAUUAAGGGGUACCAAAUGAGGGUGUUGUUUUCUAGAUAGUUCGCUAAUUUAUCCUUAACUAUCCUUAACUAUGCAAUCUCACAUAACGAUAGCAAACAAGGUAGUUAUCUACUAAACACAGUGACACAACUAAUUUAGAGAGGGUGCAAAUUUUUUUGUGGGCUAAAAGGUAGAUCCCCAUCUGUAGUACAACUCCAACAAUGCUUUUCCAGCUGCGGAUCUACCAAGUGCCCAUCUUUGCAGAGCUGUAUUUGUAAGCAGUGUUUGUUUGAAUGUAAGCAUGUUUUGUAUGUUUAAAUGUAUGUAUGUAUUUGUGUGUAGUGUCGGCAUUUGAAUGCAGUUGCAUGUUUGCAUCUACAAUUGCUAUUUGAAAGCAAUAGUGUACUUGUGUUUAGUGUUAAUGUUUGAAUGUGUUUGUAUGUAUGGUUGGCGUUUGAUUGCUGAGAUGCAUGCACAUGCACACUGAAACACACAGAUACACACACUGACACAUAUUCACAUACACACUUACUCAUACACACACACAGAUACGUACUGACACAUGCAGACACAGAUUAAUACACACACACAGCUAACACAUACACACAGAGAUAACAUAUAUGCACUCACAGCUAACACAUACAAACACAGAUAACACAUACACACAGAUGUAACAUAUAUGCACACACAGAUACACACAGAUUACACAUACACACAUAUAUAACAUAUACACACACAGAUAAUUAACAUGUUGUUAGCCACUUCCACUGCUUCCAUACUUUUUUGGUGCAGGAGGGUGGCUGCCCUGGGGUCCAGUGACAUCUGGCUGAGUCUUAUGGGAGUCUGGUCCAGGCUCUCCCUCCUUUCUAUUGUCCUUCCCUCUCUUUCGUGUGGCUUGAUGGUAAACUGGGAAGACCUACUCCUUGCACCGCUGCUUCAAAUUGAGCAGGGAGCUCUGUCAAUGUUUUGGAUUCCAUUUCGUCCUUUUUCAAGACCUCCCUCGCUCACCCCUAAUAUUAUUGCAUAUAUACCAUAUAAAAUACAUUCAAUUAAAAAAAACAUUAAAAAACCAAAACAAAAAACCUUUGCUUACUCUACAUCUUCAUGCUUCCCAGACAUCAGGAGAUCAGAAUCGUAAAAGCACAGAAACACCUGUGUCCGAGACUAGCCUGCUACAGAGUGUUAGCUCCAAUAUGUCACUACUGGGACAGCUGUAAAGUAAAAGUGUUCCAACGAGAAAAACGUGAGAAUAACCAUAAUAGUGCAUAAGCUCAGUGAAAUCGUUUAACUAAACACUGGUGCAAAACAUCAUAUCCAUGUUAACAUAUUAUUAAAAACAUAAGAAAAAAAUAAAUACAUUUGGGUUCCGAGUACACAUUAGGUCCUUGGGACAAUAUUUCUUUAGCUCAGCCAUUAAUCUGUCCUUGAUGGAAAGACCAGGUGAGGUCCUACAAUUGGUGCUGAGGUCGGUUUGAUCAUUACGUGUUCAGAACAAUGAUUAGAGGUUAUUAAACAUGAUAUCUAUUUUAUUACAUGCUCUACUGACAUUUUUAAUUUGGUGAUGAGUAAUUUAAUUUUGACUUUUUGUUUUUUUUCUUUUCCCAGCGUUCUCUGGAACAUGUCUAACAUGCACAGUUAAAGAGGGAACAUGCACUGAAAAUACAACUAGGAGCUGUGAUUUCACUACACAUGCCUGUGCUACCGUAUCUACAGAUAGUUAUGGUUGUAAGUAACACCUUGUUAUCCAAUUUUAUAUCAUUAAUAAGUCUACUUGAAUUAGUGGAGUGACAGAAAAUAGGAAAACACAUUGUAUAAAUAGAGGUCAAUGUUUACAGAAUUGGGGAACAAUUACAAAAGAUUUAAUGGGGUGGCAGGGAAGCCAAUUCCUAGAACAAUAGGUUCAGAAUGCUGUCCACUUCUCUCUGUCCCACCUCUCCAAGUUAGCUUUAAACUAAACAGAACAGUCACAGAAUGGAUUUGCUCUUUGAAUGUUAUAGUAUUGGAUUUUAAGCUGUUGGUUCAGAAAAAUAUUUAGUAGUUUCCAAAUUUUAUAAACAAAGAGCAGACUGAAUCCUGACUUCCUUUCUGUAUUUGUUUGCAGCCUCUAGUGAUACAUCCCGAACCUGUAUUGAAAAGAGUCAGUGUGAUAAAUCUGCAACAUAUGUGUCAAAUACAAGUGCAGUCAGACUGAGCACCACCUGCUGCAAUGAAGACAACUGUACAUCCACAAUACCCACCUGUAAGUAUCAACCUAACGAUUUAUAAUACAUUGCAUUAUUUUAGCAUGAUGCCUUUAUCGUUAUACCUGAUAAAGGACAUGAAAACUCCAUACAAACUUUGCACGGGAAAGUCCAGCAUCUUCCAAUCACCCAUAAGAAAGCAUUGAUUCAAUAUACUUUUCUUUUUCUUUUAACAUUUUUAGUGUUUCUUUAACAAAAAGAAUCUAGAUUCGUUAGACCAUCAGGCUCUGGCUUUUCCCAGUUGGGCUUGAGUUCAGUGCCUUGGUAAAUGCUAAGUUAGUGAAAGGUUCCUCCAUAAUAGUAACUUUGUCUGCUGGUAUCUUAUGCGUCAGGCUAGUUCUGAGAUAAUCAAUGACUAGGUUUUGUGAUAUCGACUUUUGUGGAAGAUUGUAAAGAGUCUGGUAGUAAGAGUGAAAUGUUUGAGCUAUAUGAUCUGUAGUAAAAUGUGAUAUACCUGCGCUGUCUGUUAUUUUUGCUAUAUAAGCUGCAUGGCGUUUAUGAAAAAGACUGGUAUGCCUAAUGCAACACACAGGUUUGAGGGAAUCAGACUUAGGUAAAUUGCUCAAAACUGGAUAAAUACAGGAAUUCACCACACCUGUCUUAAGAGGUUUGGUAAUAGGAAAGAGUAAUAUAACAACCUUAGUUGGUAUAUAUGUUCCAGGAGCUGAUCCACCUAAAAUGGCUUUGCAAAUCAACUCCAAUAUUGUCUGAAAGGAGCUGGAAGAAAUGAAAUAAAUGCAGUAAAACUAUAUGGUGUAUACACCUUUAAAUCUGCUAUAGGCAGAGUAAAUGGAGUGAGCACCAGAUACUAUACUUUACACAUACCAACUCCAAAAUGUUUGAGAAACAGUAUAUGAGACUGUUCUCUCUGGUAAUGAAAGAUAAAGGAAUUAAAUCACAUAAAAUAUUGUGUGCAAUAUUACUAUGUAUGGUGUCUGCACCUUUAAGUCUAUUAUAGAAUAGACAGAAUAGGGCAUUCACCCAAAACUACUGUACUUUUAAAAAAGAUAUAAACCUUAAAACAGGAGUACAGUAUUGAAGACUGCUCCUAUAAUGCAAUAAUGUUAUCGCUUAAAAAUAACCACGUAGGGGAAAAAAAAAAGAGCUUAAAAUGAAUAAAUCAAAUUUAUUAAAAAAUAGAUAAUGAAAAGUAAUAAUAAUAAAGAUAUAGAUUAAUUAAAAUACCAAAAUAUAAGUCAGGAACGAAAGGCAAGAAUGUUACCAGCACAAUUGUAGUCCUUGUUAGCAAGUUGUAUCUGGGGCCGGCCAGGAUGGAUGUGGAUACUAUGUGUCACCAAUAGUUCUCUCUGGCUGUCGGCUUACAGUGAGGUCGGCGUGCGUCUCAGACCUCACUCUGAGAACUGCACGCUGCAGCCCGAUCGGUCCCCAGCUCGUGCAGGCUUCUUUCAGUGUGUCCAAGGUCCUACUGCCGAGUAACCUUCUGCCACCGUAUCCUGCUUGCAAAUCUGACGCGUUUCGUGGGUGUCCGCCCCACUUCUUCAGAGAUAGAAGAUCUUCUAUCUCUGAAGAAGUGGGGCGGACACCCACGAAACGCGUCAGAUUUGCAAGCAGGAUACGGUGGCAGAAGGUUACUCGGCAGUAGGACCUUGGACACACUGAAAGAAGCCUGCACGAGCUGGGGACCGAUCGGGCUGCAGCGUGCAGUUCUCAGAGUGAGGUCUGAGACGCACGCCGACCUCACUGUAAGCCGACAGCCAGAGAGAACUAUUGGUGACACAUAGUAUCCACAUCCAUCCUGGCCGGCCCCAGAUACAACUUGCUAACAAGGACUACAAUUGUGCUGGUAACAUUCUUGCCUUUCGUUCCUGACUUAUAUUUUGGUAUUUUAAUUAAUCUAUAUCUUUAUUAUUAUUACUUUUCAUUAUCUAUUUUUUAAUAAAUUUGAUUUAUUCAUUUUAAGCUCUUUUUUUUUUCCCCUACGUGGUUAUUUUUAAGCGAUAACAUUAUUGCAUUAUAGGAGCAGUCUUCAAUACUGUACUCCUGUUUUAAGGUUUAUAUCUUUUUUAAAAGUACAGUAGUUUUGGGUGAAUGCCCUAUUCUGUCUAUUCUAUAAUAGACUUAAAGGUGCAGACACCAUACAUAGUAAUAUUGCACACAAUAUUUUAUGUGAUUUAAUUCCUUUAUCUUUCAUUACCAGAGAGAACAGUCUCAUAUACUGUUUCUCAAACAUUUUGGAGUUGGUAUGUGUAAAGUAUAGUAUCUGGUGCUCACUCCAUUUACUCUGCCUAUAGCAGAUUUAAAGGUGUAUACACCAUAUAGUUUUACUGCAUUUAUUUCAUUUCUUCCAGCUCCUUUCAGACAAUAUUGGAGUUGAUUUGCAAAGCCAUUUUAGGUGGAUCAGCUCCUGGAACAUAUAUACCAACUAAGGUUGUUAUAUUACUCUUUCCUAUUGCAUGGCGUUUAUGUUUAAGUGCCUUUACCAAUGUUUUACAGCAUUUAUUUCCAUGCAAGUAAAAAGUUCCCCUAGUUAGUUGAACAAGAUCAAGGGCUUGAAUAUUAAGUAGCUUUUUUUUAAUUCUAUUCAAAGGCUUUUAAAUUGGACCUCUCCAAAUGGAACCUGCCUUAUUUUACCUUGACGGGUCGUGUUAACAUUUUAAAAAUGAUGACUCUUUUGUCAUGCUUCUGGUAAGGUCAGAUAUGAGACUCAAUCUGAGGUUAACUUUAGGUUCUUUAUUAGAAUUCUUAGACAUGUUUUGCUUAAAACAAUAAGCGUAGCCGGACUAAAAGGGAAUUGAAAGCAAAAAGGAGAAUACAAAAUAGAGGGAUAGGAAAUAAGCCUAAAAACAGGUCAAAUACUAAAUAAAGCCUAUACAUGAAGUUAUAGGACAGAGGGAACAAUUACAACCUAUAAAAAAAGUUACAGGUAAGUAUAAAGUGGGUUUUGAAUUAGAGGGUUUAUACAAUAAGCCCCAGUCAGGAUAUAAACUUUACCUAGCAGAGUGUAACCUCUUAGAGCAGGUUGAAAUGAUUAUGUUAGGCGGGUGAUAGAAUCUUUGUUUAGAGAAGUGGUUAGGGAGGCCACUAGUGGAGAAAAAACUGGAACAUGUUUUAAAGAAACAGAAAUAAAAGAAACAUAAUUCUUGGUUGUCAGGACAGAAUCCUGACAUCUUCCUAGACUACUAUAUACAUGUUGCAGACAUUGCCUUUUAUGUUCCACGAUACUUUUUUGCAAAACUCAAAGCCCUUUUUAUUACAUAUAAUUGGGGGGUAGGGGCAUAAACACCCAAGAAUUGCCUAUCAUAUAUUAACUAGAAGCACCUACAAGGGGGGACUGGGAUAUCUAAUAUACAGCAGUAUUAUAUAGCUGCAGUACUGGUCAGAUUACGGGAAUGGACCAAAAUAGAAUAUAAGAAAUCCUGGUACUCAAUUGAACAGAGUUUUGCCGCAACCCCAUUGUAUGUUAUGCCCUGGUUGACUACUAAUAUUCAUAGGCUUUGUCCAUUUUUACACCCUUUAAUUACAAACACGCUCAAAAUAUGGAGAAAAUAUAGGUCUAUUUGGUCAUUGUCUCCAGGUAUAUCACCAUUAUGGAUAACCCUGAUUUUCAGGAAGUCCAGGAACAUCAACCAAUGCUCCGAUUGACCGGCAAAUCCCAGAUACGCCUUAACCAUCUUUUAGUGAAGGAUACUAUACCUACUUUAGCAUUGCUCUUUGUAAUGGAGCUGGCUGGGUACCUUCGCCAAGGACCACUUCCUAGCUAGAACAGGGACAAACUGCAGCACUUCUACACACAGUCGACGUAGCUUGACUGGGGUCUUUGAAUCACUCCCUCCUGGAGCCCAAUGGGGAACUUGCUCUAUUCACCCCCAGGCAUUGGACAACACUCAGUCCUGGGAGCUCUAAUCUUUACAAGGACUUUAACUGUUGAAUCCUCCACACUGGAACAAGCUUAUCCCUAUCCCUCCCAGUAACCAGACGACACAUAGUUCUGGGAGUACAAGCUGGAAUGCUUUAAUCUGGUCAGAUAGCCUGCUUUUAUACAAUUUAGAUAUAGUCAAAAAUGCCCAUAAUACUCCUACACAAAACAGGAUUGUGAAGACACCUCUGGUGUCUUUAAGAGAAACCGCCGUUUAGUUCACCUUCCCCUUUCGCAAUAUCAAUAAUCCAUUCGCAUCAAUUGUAUUACACGAACCAUAACCAGGGGAAAAGGUAAUCUCCCGACCGUGAUCCGUGAGAAGGCUCCAAACUCCCGAACGGAAAUCCACAAACCGCUGCUAACCACCGAACAACGAUAUCCACCGAGCGGCUCUCGGUUCCAUAAAUCAGUCUCUAAGCGCAAUAAGAAUCCCCCCAAUAACGAGACAGAAUCUCCGCAUUGAGGGUCAAACAGGAUCUGCAUUUACUGUGGGCUACCUGCCCGUAUUUAUGCAGGUCUCCCACUUGGUGGACGCUCCCCUAGGGGACCAAAUGGGAGACUGUAAUUACAGAUGGACAUGAGGACAUAACAGACAUACAGUCACAAGCUUUUCCCACAAUGCAAUAUGGUCUCCUCCCCUCUGCCCUGGAGAUAAUUGAGAAGUAAUUCAAUUAUCUCCAGGACAAAGACAAAUCGCCAUCUUAGAUAUAAAAGCAGAAAACACAUAAAAAUACAUAAUUUGAAAAUAACCGAACAUUUCUCAUUCGCAUCACAUAUCCCCAGAUAGCCUGGAUUUGAGUGCAUAUUAUUGGCGAAUAGCGCCCAGAUCCCACACACAUAGUUCAAUCGCCAUGGAGUCAAAGUUCUUACAGUCUUUCGGUGUGCGAUUGACUCCAUGGGAGGGCUAUCUGGGUUAAAGUCUUUUAUGUGCUGUAAAACUCCCGAACGGCCGGUGUUCGUACGUUUUCGUGGAGGCAGCCAGGCGUCCCGUUGUUUCAGCGGUGUUCGGCAGAAAAAUUGUCUGUUUUUAGUUCCAUGAAAAUAGAGCCGAACACCGCUGGGCUUUCGUGUGUUUUAAAAUGGCCGCUGCCUCGUGGGCGACAUACGAACGACGGCCACCCUGAAUUCGGUUUAAUUGAGAAGUGUCUGCGGUUAACCACAAUGUUCUAAUUGGGAUCAAUAGGUUAACCAGCAGCACACUUCUCUCCUGGGUGGCCAUCCGUUCAGUAGCUUUGUUCGGCGAAAAAAUAGUCAUUCGUAUGGCUGGGCUAUAGAAAACAGCCAUUUACACGAAAGUGCAGGAAACAGACGAAUCCACCACAAUAGUGAGACGGAUGGUUCUGUCACAAGGAUAAUCCCUUCCCUGUUUGCUCCUGAGUAGCUGUUGGAGUAACCAGCGGAGAAGAAGCACUGCUAUCACUGCUCUCCUCUACAGAAUGCAAUACCAGUCAUGAACAAUGGUAGAAGUACAGGAUUACUAAGGUCAGCAGUGCGACAGGGCCCUCUGUGUUUCGUCUGUUACAGUGGGACCAUGAGCUAGCUGAAUGGCCACCUUAGGGCCUCCAGGAGGUGUCUGGCUGUCAGAUUACACACUGGUCCACAGGGACAGGAUUCCCAUUGGUCCCCAGGUAAAGGAUUCACAUUGAGCCAAUGGGGUAAGUAUGACAGCUGGAUGGGCUAAAUAAAAAUUAAAAAUAUAUAUAUAUAUAAAUAAAAGUGAGUGUGUGGGAGAAUGUGUAUGUGUAUGAGUGUGUCAAAUCAGUGAGAAUGUCUGUCAGCAAGAGUUCUUAUCAGUCUAUCAGUGUGUGUCUGUGAGUCUCUGUCAAGGGUAUGACAGUGUGUGUCUGUCAGUGAAUGUGUAAUAUUGAGUGUAUGUCAAUGUGUGUCUGUCAGUGAGCAUGUUUGUCAGUAAGUGUAUGUCUAUCAGUGAGUGUAUGUGAGUGUGUGCCUGUCAGUGAGAAUGCAUGUGUCUGUCAGUGAAAGUGUAUGUUGGUCAAACACUCUGUGUGCCAAUGAGUGUAUGUAUGGGUCAGUAACUGUGUGCUUAAAAGGAUGAAAGUGUUUAAUGAAAAAAAAAUAGUUUCACUCACUUCAUGUGAUUUGUAGAAAAAUGCAUAUAUGUGUGUACAUGUGUAUAUAUGCAUGUGCAUAUACACAGUAUAUAUAUACACAUGUGCAUGUAUUAUUAAUAAAUGUGUAUUAUUUUAAAUUGUAUAUGCGAAAUGUGUAUAUUAAAGAGCAUUCCAUUCCAUGUGUACAUUGUACAUGUAUAGGUUUUAAUUUAAAGCUCUUUAAAAAUAUGGUCCCUCCCAUACCUGUCAAUGAAAUUCUGAACAUUAGAUCUGGUGUGCUAGUGGCACACCAGGUCUAGUGCCAUAGUUUGAGUGACAGGCAGUCCUCUUGCUCUAUUUUCAUAGAUUGAGUAAUAGGCGCUUGCUGGGGGAGUAUGAGAUGCACUGACGCCAGUGUGCUGGCAGUGAAGCAAGCAUGUUAUCGUCAGCACGGGGGAUUGCCCUGCUUAAGGAAAUGAACCCAAGCAGGGACAAUUACAUUCACACACAAUCAAACCCCAUGUACAGUCACACUCAGCGAGACAAACACACACACGCAAUCACACUCCGCUAACUCUACCCAUACAUAUCACACUCAGCCAAGCCCAACAUAAAAUCACACUCAGCCAACACUCGCACAAUCACACUUAGCCACCAGUCACACACAUCCCACUCAGGUGUUUUACUAAGGGGGAGCAAGGAGAGGUAAUAGGGGGAACCCUUCUUUGAUCUUUGCACUAGGGCCUGGCCUACUUAUUUCCCUGGCAAUGAGUAUGGAGGGACAGCUGUAUUAGUCUCUAAAAGUUUAUUUUUAGCCAACAAAUUGUUCAGAGCUGACAUUUAAUGUGGAUAAGUGCAAGAUAAUUCAUCUUGGGCAUAAAAACCCAAGAGCAGAGUAUAGAGUAUUUGAUACCCGAAUAACCUCAACAUAUGAGGAAGGGAUUUAGGGGUGAUUAUUUCUGAUGACUUAAAGGUAGGCAGACAAUGUAAUAGAGCAGCAGGAAAUGCUAGCAGAAUGCUUGGUUGUAUAGGGAGAGGUAUUAGCAGUAGAAAGAGGGAAGUGCUCAUGCCAUUGUACAGAACACUGGUGAGACCUCACUUGGAGUAUUGUACACAGUACUGGAGACCGUAUCUUCAGAAGGAUAUUGAUACCUUAGAGAGGGUUCAGAGAAGGGCUACUAAACUGGUUCAUGGAUUGCGGGAUAAAACUUACCAGGAAAGGUUAAAGGAUCUUAACAUGUAUAGCUUGGAGGAAAGACGAGACAGGGGGGAUAUGAUAGAAACAUUUAAAUACAUAAAGGCAAUCAACACAGUAAAGGAGGAGACUAUAUUUAAAAGAAGAAAAACUACCACAACAAGAGGACAUAGUCUUAAAUUAGAGGGGCAAAGGUUUAAAAAUAAUAUCAGGAAGUAUUACUUUACUGAGAGGGUAGUGGAUGCAUGGAAUAGCCUUCCAGCUGAAGUGGUAGAGGUUAACACAGUAGAGGAGUUUAAGCAUGCGUGGGAUAGGCAUAAGGCUAUCCUAACUAUAAGAUAAGGCCAGGGACUAAUGAAAGUAUUUAGAAAAUUGGGCAGACUAGAUGGGCCGAAUGGUUCUUAUCUGCCAUCACAUUCUAUGUUUCUAUGUAAAUUUUGAUUUUAAUAUUUUUCCAUUAGCAAAAUUAAAACCUAUUUAUAUAGAAGGUUAAUUAAUCUAAGACAGCCCAUUGAUUUACAUGUUAAAUGAAUUGCAAUGAUAAUAAGGAAAUUGUUUUUUGCUGGUUUCAAUUUUUAUUUUCCCUUUUUAGUACCGCCAAUUACGAAUUUUGAGAGAAACGGAAAGUCCUGUCCUUAUUGCAUCACUUCCUACAAUUUAAAUUGCACUGCUUAUGCAGACAUGCUCUGCACUGGAGAUUUCAAUGAAUGUUUUGAAAUGUCUGUUCAAUAUAAAGGUAAACAUGUCAAACUUUACAACCAUAGUGUAACUCUCUACCUCUAUGUGACCGAGGAUUUUUGAUAUUCUGUGCUUUGCGAUCAAAGUUGUUUUGGUUCUUUUGAUAUGUGUUCAUUCCAACAUUAUUUUAGAAAUAUAAGAUUUAACUGUAUUUAUUGCAUGUGGGCAUUACUCACAAAAACAGACAUUUUUUUUACAUUUAGUUGACAUUUUUAGUAAGCUGUACUGCUAGUAAUACAUAACCAUUAGUGAUGUCGCGAACCGUUCGCGGCGAACUCCGGUCGGCUGACACAUCCCUGCCAAUCUCCGGCAGACCCUCCCUCCCAGACUCUCCCACCUCCUGGACAGCAUCCAUGGUUCGCGACAUCACUAAUAACCAUGCCUUAGAACACAAUAAUGUCCAAAAGUGAAGUCAAAUAUAAAUCAUAUGUAUGCAGGGCUGGAUUAACAUAGGGGCUGAUGGAAUAGGCACAUUUUUUCUUUUUUUACACACUACUCAGUGUUUGCCACCUGACUGGUAUUUUAAGGCACAGCCGGUAUUUGAGGCUACCUGGUCGUGACGGUAUUGCAGUAAUUCUGGCAAUACAAAUGCAAAUAUUUUUCUCAGUAUAAACGGAGAUUACUCUGCAAUACCAGCACCGGCCAGUAGGGGUCACUGUGUAUGGAGAGAGGCAGGGAUAGGAAGUUACAGCAUAUCCCUCCCUGCCUCUCUCUACUCACUGGUCCGCGGGGGAGCAGCUACACAGCACAGAGAGUCCAGACAGCAGCUCCCAGCCUGCAGAGACAGACUACAGCUCAGGUAUGUGAAGAAUGGAGGGAAAGGCAGCAGAGAGACACUAGGGGACACAUGGGGGACACUGAGACACUAGGGGACACUGAGAGACAUGGGGAUGGUGAGAGACAUAGGGAGACACAUUGGGACAUAGAGACACUAGGGACACAGUGUUUCCAUGUCUCCCAGUGUCCCCAUGUCUCCCAGCCAGUGUCCCCAUGUCUCCCAGCCAGUGUCCCUAGUGUCUCAGUGUCCCCAUGGCUCUCAGUAUCCCCAUGGCUCCCAGUGUCCCCUAGUCUCCCAGUGUCUGUGUCCCCAUUACUCUCAAUGUCCCCGUGUCUCCCAGUGUCCCCAUGUCUCCCAGUGUCCCAAAAUGUCUGUGUCCCCAUGUCUCCCAGUGUCUCAGUGUUCUCAUGUCUCCCAGUGUCCCUAUGUCUCCCAGCCAGUGUCCCUAGUGCCUCAGUGUCUCCAUGUCUCCCUGUUUCUGUGUCCCCAUGCCUCCCAGCCAGUGUCCCUAGUGUCCCCAUGUCUCCCAGUGUCUGUGUUCCCAUGUCUCUGUGUCCCUAGUGUCUGUGACCCCAUUUCUCCCAGUGUCCCCAAAUGUCUCAGUGUCUCCAUGUCUCCCAGUGUCUCCAUGUCUGUAUCCACAAGUGCCCCCAUGUCUCCCAGUGUCCCCAAGUGUGUCAGUGCCCCCAUUUCUCCCGGUGUCCCGAAGUGUCUCAGUGUCCCCGGGUCUCUCAGUGUCCCCUAGUAUCCUAGUGGCAUGGGACACACUGGGACAUGGGGACACUGGGAGAAAUGGGGACACAGACACUGGGAGAUUAGGGGACUGGGCGUCAUGGGGACACUGACACUGUGAUACAUAGGGACACUGAUGCCAGGCUGGACUUCCAAUUCUUUGGACAGACAUGCCCCCUUUUUGGGCAUAUUUGCCCCUUUUGGCAGUUCUGGUCACGUGAUUCACGUCAGUGGCCUACCCUUUUACCCCGCCUAUUGACUUCCUGCUUCACUGGACACUACUGUCAGGGGGUAUGGAUUUACUUGAAAGAUGAAAGCAUAAAUUAGAUAAAGAGUUUAGCAUAGAGUAUGUGUUUUUUUAUAGCUGCAUCCUUUGAAUUUCCCUCCAACACCAACUCCAUCAGAUAUAUGACGCUUGAGAGGUAUGACUGUUUUAGUGUUUUUGGUCGAUAAGAUUCUGUAUUUAGGCCCCAUCAUAAUUGUCAGCACCAGGCCCACUGGGCUCUUAAUCUGGCCCUGUAUGUAUGUACUUUUGUUAAAAGUCUAUAAAGUCUUUGGCUGUUAUACAGUGCAUGGUAUCUCAAAGAUAAAGGAAAAAGAGAGACAAUAAUAGUGGAGUAAGUCUUUAACAAAGUGAAGUAGAGUACUAUAACAAAAACUCACUCACAAUUUAUAGAGCUACAAAGAGCUCUGCUGUGUAGGACAUAGAUGGUUCAAUCCCCGUCACUGGAUAUAUUUUCAACUACAAUGGUGGUAGCCUUUAUCUGUGUCUCGAAUAUAUGAAGACAAAAAUUGGGAUAUCCAGUAGUGCAAUAUGUAUAUCAAAAUGGUAGUGCAUAUACAAAAAGGUAGGUAUCUUACUCACAUGAACUAGAGCAUGGACCUUGUGGCAGACCUUUCUGCCUCUGGGUUAUUAUUUGAGACUGUUUCGUCUGUUUGUUCGCCAGUCCCCGGUUGUUCGUGUGUUUUCCUGAUUGCAUUCACAUGAAUUGAAUCGGCUGGCUUGAGUUUUUCCACUACGCACAAGUCUACUUAUAGGGUAAAAUGACAGACAGAAGAUUACAAUACAGAUAAUAAAGCAAGCCCAAAAAGUUAACCCUUAAGUGUAGUAAGACUAUAUAUAUAUAUAUAUGUGUGUAUGAAAUGGUGCCUUCUGUAUUAUAAUGCCCAGUAUCUAAAAAAAAAAAAACAGCAAACAAUAGUGUAAAUGUGUAGCAGAAUAACUAGAUAAAAUUAUUAUUAUGAAGGCACACUCACACUUUGUAGAGCUACUGAGAGGGAGAGCUCUGCUGUAUUUAGCAUAGAUGGUACAUUCCCCAUCUUGGGAUAUAUAUAUUUAACAGCAGUGAUGGUGUAUCUUUAAAUGGCAAAAUGAAACAUUAGGACAAAAGGCAGACAUAUCCAAUAGUGCAAUAACCAUACAGACGGAAUGGAUAAGUAUCCUACUUACAUAUAAAAGAGCAUAAAACCUGCUCUAGUUUAGUAGAGCUUUGGUGGUACAAUCCCCAACAUUAAAAGAUCACUAUAGUGUCAGGAAAACAAACCUGGCGCUGAAGGGGUUAAAACCCCUUCAACCACUUACCUUACUCCAGUGCCAGGCUCUCUUCCCCCGCCGACGUCAGCUCCCGAGUGGAUGCGAGCGCACAUUCAAACAAUCCAUAGGAAAGCUUUUCUUAAUGCUUUCCUAUGGACACUCUGCAUAGGAAGACAGCCACUAGAGGUUGGAUUAACCCUGCUAUAUAAACAUUAACAUCUAAAGGGUUAAAACCUGGAGGACCUGGCACCCAGACCACUUCAUUGAGCUGAGGUGGUCUGGGUAACUAUAGGUUCCCUUUAAAUAAAGAGACUGUGACAGGAGACUCCAGAUACCACAAUCAAUGAGAUGACCUGAUUAGAGUGUAUAGAGCUUCACUUUAAAUACACUUCUGAAAUAGUAACUAUGAUGACACCACUAGAGACUGAAUAUUAAAUUAAUGUUAUAGCGUAAGAUUGUAUUAAUUCUCCUCUUUCUCAGAUUUAGGUACAUUCCCAGAAUUUGAAACCUUCAGUGGAUGUUCUUCGAAAAGCAUGUGCGACUUUGCAAAUGUCUUUAUAAAUCCUAUCUAUGGUAAAAAUGUGACUGUCAUAUGCAACACUGGGACAAGCCUACAGCUUUUUACAGUUUUAAUUAUUCUGGCACUUGCUGUUUCCUCUGUGAUAUAAUUUGUUACUCAGUUUAUUAAUGCUUUAAAGGAACACUCCCAGCACCACGCUGUAGUGGUUAUGGUCCCGGGAGUGCCCUGGCACCUCCUUCUUUCUAAGGAAUCAAACCAUUUUAGAAUAAUUUGACUUUUUAUCUGGAUCAGCCAGGCACCACUCCAUGCCUCCACUAUUGCUCAGGCUGGUGGCUCAGCUCAAAGGUUGAUCAACUGAUGCUCAUAACCAAUGCAUUAGCCAUGUUCUGCAGGACUUUGAUCAUGAGACCUAACCAAAGCAGUAGAGGAGCAGACCCCCAGGUAAGAAGUCAAACUAUUC